Messenger RNA from Camellia sinensis, 1576 nucleotides. It is a transcript of the gene MKK9, whose product is annotated as MAP kinase kinase 9. Gene Ontology annotation, biological process: protein phosphorylation; MAPK cascade. NCBI's taxonomy places the organism in Eukaryota, Viridiplantae, Streptophyta, Magnoliopsida, Ericales, Theaceae. The record is from RefSeq and is a predicted model, not a curated record. Gene Ontology annotation, molecular function: ATP binding; MAP kinase kinase activity.
AAAGAGGCGGUAGUACAAAAGAAAACAAAAAAGCAAUAAUUGGCCAAAAAAAUGGUCACAUGGGAUAAAGCCAGUUGCUUUCAAAAAACCCAGAAAAAACCAAAAAAAGGCACGCAAGGAUGAACAUCAUCACCCAACCCAAUCCUAAUCGGUGAGCGCCACCCACCCCCUAUCCUCCCACUUUCCUUCUUCUCUGUCUCACUCACUCCCUCCCUCCCUCCCACGCAUCCAUCCUCACUACUGACGUCACCCAACUCCACCCACGUGCUUCUAACUUCCCACUUAUAUAAACCCCCUUCUCCUUGCCCAAAUUCUUAGAUGAAUCAAUUUUGUUUUUGGAAUUCACCCCAACCCAACCAGGCAGGUUUAUCACAUGGCACUUGUCCGCGACCGCCGCCACCUUAAUCUCAAACUUCCCUUGCCUGAUAUCUCCGACCGCCGCCCACGCUUCCCCUUGCCACUCCCACCCCCACCUCCCACUUCCCACUCCACUUCCUCCUCCUCCUCCUCCUCCGCAAUCACCACCGCCGACCUCGAAAAGCUCCAGGUCCUCGGCCACGGCAACGGCGGCACGGUCUACCAGGUCCGCCACAAGCACACCUCCGCCCUCUACGCCCUCAAAGUAGUCCACGGCGACAGCGACCCCACCAUCCGCCGCCAGGUGUUCCGCGAGAUGGAGAUCCUCCGCCGCGCCGACUCCCCCUUCGUGGUUCAGUGCCACGGCAUCUUCGAGAAGCCCAGCGGCGACAUCGCUUUUCUCAUGGAGUACAUGGAUUCCGGAACCCUAGACACCCUCCUCAAAACCAAAGGAACAUUUUCCGAACCAUCUUUGGCCUCCAUAGCCACUCAGGUUCUGAGCGGACUCAACUACCUCCACUCCCACAAGAUCAUCCACAGAGACAUCAAGCCCUCCAACCUCCUCGUGAACCACAAGAUGGAAGUGAAGAUCGCUGAUUUCGGAGUGAGCAAGAUUAUGUGUCGGACCCUGGAUCCCUGCAAUUCGUAUGUGGGGACUUGCGCUUACAUGAGUCCGGAGAGGUUCGACCCGGACACAUACGGAGGGAACUAUAACGGGUACGCAGGGGAUAUAUGGAGCUUGGGGUUGACACUGAUGGAGCUGUAUAUGGGUCACUUUCCGUUAUUGCCGCCGGGUCAGAGACCAGACUGGGCGACUUUAAUGUGCGCAAUAUGCUUUGGAGAGCCACCGAGCUCGCCGGAGGGUGCGUCGGACGACUUUCGGAGUUUUUUGGAGUGUUGUCUACAGAAAGAGUCUGGCAAGAGGUGGUCCACGUCGCAGCUCUUGAACCAUCCUUUUCUUUCCUCCAACAAUCUCAAAUCAUCCAAUACUUGAACCCGGAUUAAAAAAGAAGUACAGUCAGAUCCGCCGCUGUUUGUUUUUCGACGGAGUCUGAACUAGCUCUUUAAAUUUUGUAUAUUCUUUUUCCUCUUUUUUUUCUGGAACGAUGUAGAAGCUCAAUCCUUUCAAACAGCGAAUCGUCUGUGGAAAUGGGAUGAUUAGAUUCAUUUUAUUGUUCAUUUGUUGAUAUAAGUUCUCUCUAUGGUGCCUGUUUUGUUC